UUCGAAAAACAUCAUCUCUGCCUCCAGUUGUGCUUUGGACCUUGGGGCUCUGCAAAUCAUCCUAAAAGCUGUUUGGGAAGACAACUCCUGAGAUGAAGCUCUGAACUUUCAUGGACACAAAUGCCCAGAAACACAGAAGAGUGGCCUGAAACUGUUGGUUUGAAGACCGUAAGAAAUGGGUGACUGGAGUUUCUUGGGGAACAUUUUAGAGCAGGUGAACGAGCAAUCCACUGUCAUCGGGAGAGUUUGGCUCACAGUGCUCUUCAUUUUCCGCAUCCUGAUCCUGGGCACGGCUGCCGAGCUCGUGUGGGGAGACGAGCAGUCAGACUUUGUGUGCAACACCCAGCAACCUGGUUGUGAGAACGUCUGCUACGAUGAGGCCUUCCCCAUCUCCCACAUCCGGCUCUGGGUCCUGCAGAUCAUUUUUGUAUCCACCCCUUCGCUAAUGUACUUCGGGCAUGCUGUGCACCACGUCCGCAUGGAGGAGAAGAGGAAAGAGAGGGAGGAAGCUGAGAGGCGCCAGCAAGCUGAGGUGGAUGAAGAGAAGCUGCCCCUGGCUCCAAACCAAAACAAAGGCAACAACCCUGAUGGAACCAAGAAGUUUCGCCUGGAAGGUACUCUCCUGAGAACGUACAUCUUCCACAUCAUUUUCAAAACCCUCUUUGAGGUGGGAUUCAUAGUAGGUCAGUACUUCCUGUAUGGCUUCCGAAUUCUCCCCCUUUACCGCUGCGGGCGAUGGCCCUGUCCCAAUCUUGUGGACUGUUUUGUCUCCAGGCCCACGGAGAAGACCAUCUUCAUUAUGUUCAUGCUGGUGGUGGCUUCCGUGUCCCUCUUCCUCAACCUGGUGGAGAUCAGUCAUUUGAUCUUGAAAAGAAUCCGGAGGGCUCUGAAGAGGCCAGCAGAAGAGCAGCUUGGAGAGGUCCCCGAGAAGCCCCUCCAUGCCAUCGCAGUCCCCUCCAUCCCAAAGGCCAAAGGCUACAAGCUGCUGGAAGAAGAGAAGCCAGUGUCCCACUAUUUCCCUCUCACGGAAGUAGGGGUUGAGCCUAGCCCCCUUCCAUCAGCCUACAAUGAGUUUGAGGAGAAGAUUGGGAUGGGACCACUGGAAGAUCUCUCCAGGGCAUUCGAUGAGAGGUUACCAUCGUAUGCGCAAGCGAAGGAACCAGAGGAGGAGAAGGUACGAGCAGAGGAGGAGGAACGAGAGGAGGAGCAGCCAGGGCCUCAGGAAGAGCCAGGGGUGAAGAAAGCAGAAGAGGAGGCAGUGAGAGAUGAAGUGGAAGGGCCUUCAGCACCUGCUGAACUUGCCACUGAUAUGAGACCCCUGAGCAGGCUAAGUAAAGCCAGCAGCCGGGCCAGGUCAGAUGAUUUGACUGUAUGAAGGUGCAGGAUGCGGGGAGCACAUGAAAAGGAAAAGGUUGAAGAGAAAAGGAGAGAUAGAAUCAAAAGAUAUUUUUAAGCAAAGUGCUAAAAUGGCCACUUGAAUAUUAUUUCCUUUUAUGAUUCUCAACUGGAAAGGUACUACCAUGGUAACAGUGCCUUAUUUGCCCCAUAUGUCCCUGUAUUUCCCUGUUUCCACAUGCCAGCUCACUCCUUACAGUACUAUCUACACUGUACACAUAACUGAUGUAUUUUAAAGCCUGACAUGGCAGUGAUACCCAAAUGUUGCCACUGUGAUCAUAUUUACUGAAAGCCUUGUGUUCCACAUUUCUCUAGGAAUGUGGGGUGGAUCUGUCUUUCAGCCAGUGAGGGGAAAGACUGAUCAACAACUGUAUCUAGUCUUUCUCUUUCUGUUUCCUCCUAUGGCUCACUGAGCAGAUCUCCCCUUUGCUGUUGGCAUGGAAUUGCAGUUAUUUAAUUCACAAAGUGAAUUCUAUGCUUAGCAUCAACACACUAAAAUACUAAGCCCAACUUCCCUUCUUUAUUCAGAAAAUAAAGGCAAAAAUGUUCCAAAUUUCUCUGUGAAUGCAUAUCUGAGUUAGGUAAAUAUAUUUUCCCUGGUCAAAAAUAUUUCUACUCUUCAAGCAAUAUUGACAGUGGGCAAGAUUAACAGUAGCUCUUUACUAGGACUUAGCAGAUACCCAGAGAUGGGUUAUUUGUUCCCAAGAGGGUCAUCCAGCCCUGAGACUAGUUCAGAAUACUGGAAAGAAUAAAUUCAAGUGAUAUUUUUUACUUGUAGCCUUGUGACUUAAAAAUUUGAAACUAGAUUUAGCCAAGCAAGAGGGAAAACUUCUGAGAAAAGAGGGGACAGCUAUAGCCCCCAGAGCAUGAAAUCAAAUACAAGCCUUCACGGUAUGAUCCUGACAAGUGUUCAGUUCCUGGAGCUUCCAGGCUCCCAGGCACUCAGCAAAUCUCAGGUACAGAGACCUGAAGGCACCUGUGAACCUAAACCAGGGGUCUAGGUAACUAUGUGACUUUUUAAACUUCUAAAUACAGAAGUGGUUGGUCAAGUUUGAAAAGACUGAUAUGGUAAAAGUCUUUUGAUGGCCUUUGUUUUUAAUUUGACAGACAGGAGCUAUUCAGUGGGCUACUUUUCCAUUAAAUGCCAAAGUCUUGGUCAAGUAAGACAAUGCCUUUCAAAAGAUGACUUAGACCAUUUAUGCCAACAGGUCUGUACAGACUUCUCAGAGACUCAAAAAUCUUUUUUUACAGAAGGCAGAAAAUUAUGUGCUUGCAAAUGUUUAGAUGUCUAAUAUAGAUUUCUAAAUUUAGGAUUACAGCAGCAACUCUUGGCUGGGACAGUGCAGCAGUGAGUUCAAAAGCUUCAGGUUAACAGCUAUGUCCCCCCAAAACUGAGCCCCAUGCCAAAAAAGUGCAGGUAUGCACUCUGCUCUGUUCUGCUCUGCAAACCUCAGACCCUGCCAUCUCAGCAAAUUCUUUCUGCCGGGCUGCAGCCCAUCCCAUUGUUCCCAGGGCAGGCUCUAAUCCAGGUCAGAGAAAAAAAGAUCUUUGGCACAAUGCAUCAAACUCAUCCCGCCAUUAGCUAGAAAAGACCCCCUGCAGCCUCCCAUUGUGGCAGGUCUGACUCAAAGCCCAGGAAAGGCAAAUGGGAGUCAGUGAGAGGCUUGGGCCCUGUCCCAGCCCCAGAACAGUCAGUCCUGUCGCUCCUGAUCCCACCCCUUCGGUGGAGUUCCCUGCCUGGCCGGACUUCACUGCAGAGUGACAAUAAGCUGUACAUAUGUAGAAAGUUUGUAGGGUGCAUUGGGAUUCUUCAGCCGCCACAGAGGUGCCACAUAUUGUUUUUGUUUUUUCCUUUUUUUUUUUUUAACACUAUUCAUCCUUUUGCUCCUUUUGGGCCUGUGUAUUUUCCCAAGGUUUGCAGCCUGAGGUCAAAACCUUUUUUUCCUUAGACAAAGACUGUUGGGUGUCCUUCCUUGUGAAGGAAAACUGGAAGGUCCUUCCUCAGUUUUGGGAAGGAAUAUGACAAAGCAACACAUGCAGAGAGAGAGCCUGGAGGCUACCAUUUAUCCACUCUCUUAAUACAGAAAUAGGAGAACUGUUAUCACAACUGAGGGAAGAGAAUGUUUUUCAGCAGGAAGAGUCCACUGUGCCCAGUUCAAUAUACUAGAACUAAAGAAAGGGCUAAGAUUUAGAUGAACAACACAAUCACCACACUUAGACUAGAUGGGAUCUAUUUUAUUUUCUCCAUAGAAAGAGACAAGAGUUUGAAUGAUUCUAAGCAUCAACCAGCCCACUUGUUGAAGCAUGGUUGGAAACAUACUUUUCUGCAGGUAAAAACCACAACCUUGUUACAGUUUAUAUGAGGUAUCUGCAUCACAGCAUCUGACCCUUCCAGAUACCAAGAUACUGGACUGGUUGAAUCACACCCAUCCCUGCUGACUUCGAGUUACUUGACAAUUCCACUCCUGAUCUCUGUCAGUCAUACAUUCAUUAGAUUACAGGACUACUUAAAGAUGAGUGCUUGUUCAUCAGGAGUACAUGAUUCAUAACAUGGCUGUCAGGCGGGGCAGUCUUUAAUAACCACAUGUUAAUUAUGUCCUUUUCCACUGGAGAGCCUCGGUAAAAUGCACCAUUUGCAGUGUGCUCCAUGGACACUGUAGUUCUCUCACAGCUGCCACGGGAAGGCUCCUUUCUUCCUCUGGGUCCCAACAGCACAAGAAGAAGCUGGCAUUUUCCUCCUGCAUCCACUCAACUGCUUCUUGAUUUUUUAUUUUUUAAAGUCAGUUUUCAAAUACUCUGCCUGGCUGGCAGUGAAUCUGUAGCCACCAAGCUUGGCCACAGCAUCAGGACAGUGUUGCUCAGCAAAUGGGGCAGGGAACACUCCGGUCUUGUGGCACUCAGCCUCAAUUCUGCAAGGAAAUCUCUGUGGGACUGUCAGCAAGUCAUUCUUUGUUCUUGUGCAAUUGGGAAUCAUUUCCUACCUUACAAUCAUGAUGUGAGGCCAGACAUGUUGUGCUAGUUAUGGAAAGGGAGGUCCUUGAAUGGAAAGCCUACAGAUGAGCAAAGGAUUAUUGCUAUUUCUGGAUGUGAUAGCACAUAAAUGUGCUUUAUUCCCUCUCAAUGAGACAAACUUAAUGGCUUAUUCAAGAAAUUCCUAGUGAAGUUGCAUAACAGCCUCAGAGCUGUGGAUUCUACUCAAAAAAUAACUUAGCAAAACAUAAAGUUAUAUAUGAUGAAUGAGGAAUAUUAUUUCCUUGGGAAGGGGGAAAUCACUGGACAAUUAGAGCCAUGCCUGGAUAAUUUAAAAGUGUGUUUAUCCCCUUGGCUCCCUGUGCAAAUAAAUUCCCAACUGAUCACAUGGCUCUCUGCAAGGAGCAUAAGAUGCAAGUGUCAAAAUCACCAAAGGAAGUGAAAGUAGAAGAGCAAGGUAGUCUCUUAGCUUACAAUAGCAUGUGGGGGUUGGUGUUCUCUAGUGUCUAGAGCAGUGGACCUAGGAUAAUAAUCUUAGAUUUAUUUCCAGCUCUGCUUCUGACUUGCUGUGAUAAUCACUUUACCUCUCGGUGCCUUUUUCUCCACCUGUAAAAUGGGUGUAAGAAUUUCUACCUACCUCACAGGGAUGUUGUGAGGCUUCCUUAAUUCUGUUUGUAAAGUAAGUAGGAAUGAUCUGAUGAAAAGCACUGCGGAAA
Molecule: messenger RNA, 5081 nt
Organism: Haemorhous mexicanus (house finch)
Lineage: Eukaryota; Metazoa; Chordata; Aves; Passeriformes; Fringillidae
Gene: GJA8
Product: gap junction protein alpha 8
Exons: 2
Coding region: 176-1375 (399 amino acids)
Biological process (GO): cell communication
Cellular component (GO): connexin complex
Source: RefSeq, a predicted model, not a curated record